AUACAAUCAUCUUCUCCACUUUUCCUUACAGAAAUCGAAGCAACUGAAAAGAAAAAAACGGCAAAGUGAUUGAGCUUCUUUAUUCACAGAAAACAAUUCCUCAAUGUCUUCAGCAUUAGCAGUAGCAGUAGCAGUAGCAGUACCAGAAGAAGAAGAGGAAGAAGAAGAAGGGAGGCUGAUAAAAGUGGUGGAGUAUGUGGAAUCAUCCAUGUGCGAAGAGCUUCUCGGCAAAUUCCCAGACACCUCUGCCUUUGAUUUUGACUACUCACAGAGCUCAAUCUGGUCUCCAUUGGUGCCUCGCCCUCAAAAAUCUCUUGCUUUGGACUGGGAUUUGGGAACGCCACCUCCGAAGUUGUCUUACAGGUUGGGUUUGGAUAAAACCACUCUCAAGAAGGUCACCGCUAAUCUUAAGAACAACAUCUUCACUAUGUUUAAGAAGAAGCAGAAGAAGAGGAGGAGGAGUUUCAUCAAGCCCCCUGAUCACUUCUCUCCCACUCCUCCUUCCACAAAGGGAUGGAGCAAGGUGCUGAAAGCGGCCUCAAAACAUUUCAAGAAGAAGAAGAAGAAAGAUCCAACCCUUCAUGUAAAACUCUCCAAGUAUUCGAGACAAUCAGACUCUUAAGUCACUUGUUCAUUCAUGUAAUUUUUUUAUUUUUUAUUUUUUGUUAAAUGCUUAUUCUAUUAGAAAAUUCAUUUUUGUAUUUUUAUAUCCAUUGGAUGGUCAGGUUAAAAAAGAAAAAAAAAAUGAUCAUUGUCUUUAAUUGAUGUGGAUGGAUGUCAUUAUUGUUUC
Vitis vinifera (wine grape) is the source of this 790-nucleotide messenger RNA. RefSeq lists its product as uncharacterized. The transcript is spliced from 2 exons. Lineage: Eukaryota; Viridiplantae; Streptophyta; Magnoliopsida; Vitales; Vitaceae. The coding region runs from base 104 to 622 and encodes 172 amino acids. The record is from RefSeq and is a predicted model, not a curated record.